AUGGCCCAUUCUCGAGCUUCAUCUUCAUCAACUGAUCCUGCUUUGGAUCAAACUUCACCCUACUUUGUCCACCCCAGCGAUGGCCCUGGUUCCGUUACAGUUCUUUCGAAACUCACUGGUUCCAACUAUCAUUCAUGGGCUCUAAGCAUGAAGAGGGCUCUUGGUGGCAAAAUGAAGAUUGAGUUCAUUGAUGGAUCUCUUCCUAUUCUAGUUGAUUCUUUCGAUCCAUCUCUGCAUGCUUGGAAUCGCUGCAACAUGCUUUCUAUAGUUUUCAUGGAGAACGCGCUUGAUGUAUGGAACAAUUUGAAAGAAUGGUUUUCCCAGGGUGAUCUCAUAUGUAUUUCUGAGCUGCAGCAAGAAAUUUACAACCUAAAGCAAGAAACCAAAUCAGUAACUGAUUUUUUCUCUGAUCUUAAAAUUCUUUGGGAAGAACUGGAUCUGUAUUUGCCUUUACCAACUUGUACUUGUUGCAUAAAGUGUUCCUGUGAAGCUAUGCGCAGUGCAAGAUCUCAUCACGAGCUAUUGCAAAUUAUCAUAUUCUUGACUGCUCCCUAUUCCAAUGAUAAGUCUCAAACACUAAUUAAUGUUGCUGAUUCCAAGAGAUUUAGAGCAAGAAAUAAUGCAUUCAAGCAUGGUGUUCGCGUUUGCACAUUUUGUGGCAAGACUAACCACACUGUUGAAAAUUGCUUCAAGAAACAUGGUGUUCCACCUCAUAUGCAGAAACAGUUUCAGAAUUCAGCUAACAAUGUGGUAUCAGAUGGAAAUAAUGAUGGAUCUUCAUCUCAUGGUGCUGACAUUCAAAGUGACAAUUCACCUAUGACUCAAGGUCAAUCCAGUGCUCUAAUGGAUCUAAUUCAGAAAUCAAGUCUUGGCCAAUCUUCAGGACAUGCUUCUUCCAACCAAGUUGUUGUUGGUCAUCCAUCAACAGGUAACACAUAUCAUUGCAUGCAUAGUAGUAGUAGUAGUUCUUGGAUCAUUGAUUCAGGAGCUACUUAUCACAUAUGUAGUUUUGUCCAAUGGUUUCAUUCACAUAAGAAAAUUAUCCCCAUCACUGUUAGAUUUCCAAAUGGACAAUGCCUUGUUGCUAACCACUCUGGCACAGUUUAUUUUUCUCCUGAUUUCAUUGUGCAUAAUGUUCUUUUGAUCUCUGAAUUUUCUCUAAACUUAUUAUCUGUUUCAAAGUUGUGUGAAUCCUCUAAUUAUAAUGUCAAUUUCCUCAAAUCACAAUGUGUCACACAGGACAAAAUGACCAUGAAGAUGACUCGUUUUGCUGAGCAGAAAGAUGGAUUGUACUAUCUAACACUGAGAGAUAAUGAUUCACCUGCUACACACACACCUGAUUUAACUUCUGCCCUAGCAGCCAAUGUCAUCUUACCUGAUAAAGCCUUAUGGCAUUUUAGAUUAGGACACUUAUCUCAAAAUAGAUUAUUGUACCUACAUUCCCAAUUUCCUUUUAUCAAAGUUAAUCGUAAAGAUGUCUGUGAUGUCUGUUGCUAUGCUAGACAAAGAAAACUUCCUUAUAUUGUUAGUAAUAAUAGGGUUGCACACCCUUAUGACUUGAUCCAUUUUGACAUUUAG
Molecule: messenger RNA, 1578 nt
Organism: Lathyrus oleraceus (garden pea)
Lineage: Eukaryota; Viridiplantae; Streptophyta; Magnoliopsida; Fabales; Fabaceae
Exons: 3
Coding region: 1-1578 (525 amino acids)
Source: RefSeq, a predicted model, not a curated record